UUAACGGUAGYAUCAAGUGAAGAAUGCCGAUUUUUGAAUGAAAAACUUAGAUGCACAGAUUUAACGCAUAUUUCAAAGUUUGCUGACCGAUAUCUUUCUGCAGCACUGGUAGAUCUGAGUAAGAAUUCAAUAAACCUUGUCCCGUCGGCAAGUUUCAAAGACUUUGUAAACUUACAAUACGUCAAUCUUUCUAGGAAUGCRCUCAGUCGAAUAGAGCAAGGAACCUUCAGGCACAGCAAAUAUGAAUGGAUUGAUUUAUCGCACAACAAGCUGACURCUCUUAGUAGAGAAGYGCUUCCAGUUGACCAAGAUUUUCUUGAAAAUUCUUUAAAUUUGUACCUACACGACAACCCCUGGGACUGCACAUGCGCAAUCAAAUGGAUGGUUGAUUUCAUCAAAGAUUCUCUCAUUAGACCCAGGCUUUCUCAACCAAAAUGCUUCACGCCAAGGAGUCUCAAGGGAGUAAAACUUGUGACACUAGAAGACGAGCAAUAUUGUGUCAUUCAAGAAUGCCUGGAAUGUGAUGACGUAGCACGAUGUACCCUCAAUGGAAACAAGUAUCAAUGUGUCUGUAAAUCGUCUUACACUGGAAAUGGGAAAUUCUGUACUGACGUCAAUGAGUGCGUUAACCCUGGCGUCUGCAAAGCCAACGAGAUUUGUGAAAACUUCUCUGGUGGUUACAAGUGUACCUGCGCAGUUGGAUUCGAACGUAAAAAUGGCCGAUGCCAAGACGUGAAUGAAUGCGAAUCGCCACCGAAAGGCUGUGGAGCGGGACAAGGAGUCUGUAGCAAUACAGCAGGCAGCUACAAAUGUGUUUGUCAUCAGGGACUUCACUACGUGAAAGGGCAUGGUUGCAUAGAUGUCAAUGAGUGCGAAAAAGAGGUUAAUCCAUGUAAACACAUCCCCCACAGCACUUGUGUUAACACUGCAGUUUUGGACAUCAUUGAUCAAGGAUAUACAUGUCAAUGUGACGAUGGCUAUGUGAUGUCGGGAGAGGCCUGCGUACAAAUAGAUGACGGCACCAAGAGUGYCAUGAUGUUAGUCGCGGGGUUUGGUGGUCUGGUGUUCGUUUUUGUCGUUGUAAUCAUCGUUACUAUACUAUGCAUGCGAAUGAGGAAACCCAAACAAGAAACCAAGGAAGAGUUUAYGAUGGCACCUGUUACCAUGGCGACUCCAAUGGAGUUUGCUUUCAUGGAAAUGCCACAACAAGAUGCUGAAGAUGUUGAAAACGAGGAAUGGCGGGACUCGGACUCGGAUGAGUUUUAGACAAAAUGGUCAUGAAUGACUUUUUUCUGGCAAAAAUGGUGAAACAAAUUUUUCAAACAUUUUUUUUUUAUUAUUCAUGUAACAAACAGCAUUAUGAUUGUCAAUUUUAAACGGCGAUUGACUUUUUGUGCAUUUGUAUAAAACAGCGUGGAAAACAUUAAAAAAUGAAACGAUAA
Molecule: messenger RNA, 1442 nt
Organism: Exaiptasia diaphana
Lineage: Eukaryota; Metazoa; Cnidaria; Anthozoa; Actiniaria; Aiptasiidae
Product: latent-transforming growth factor beta-binding protein 4
Exons: 11
Coding region: 382-1266 (294 amino acids)
Molecular function (GO): calcium ion binding
Source: RefSeq, a predicted model, not a curated record